AUGGCAACCGGCGGAACAUCGUCACCAACUUCUGCUGGUCUUGGUGGACCCUCAGUGAUGGAUCUAUCGAAAGAAAAAACGAAUGGCACAAGGUUGGGAAGACUGAUUAUUGACGAAGGAACAAAAGUUUUAAUGAAAUUCUUGCAUUCCAUGCAUCCAGAGUCAACCUUACAGAACGCAUUGAACAACAAUCGCCCAAAGCUCGAAGAGCUGAAACGAAAGCGAGUAAUAUUUGAUGAGCAAUGGGAUAAAUUGUUUCCUUCCUCAGGUAAACCGUCAGACUCGAAAGACUUUGAUAUCACGCUUCUACACUUACUGCUUCGUGAAAUUUGUCAUCUAUCGGCUCCUUCGACUGGAUGGCACAAAAUGCCUGCCGACUCUGAUGCCAGCCCUGAAGCCAGCAUCGUGCGUAUCAAAUGCUAUAGAAAUGAGCUUUGCCACAGUGUUUCUACUGGAGUUCCGAAUGACGAAUUCGAAGACAAGUGGUACAAAAUAUGUUCGUCUUUAGAAGUACUCGAGGUUGCCGUCUAUCGGAAGAAACUUCAGUUCUUGAAGAGUGUUACCAUCGAUCACGAAGCUCAUUUGGUUGAAGAGGAACUCGAACAGUGGAGGAGGGAGAAAGAACUUGAGAAGAUUGGAAAAGUCUCUGAACUCUCCAGUUGUCUUCCUGAUGACUUGUUAGAAGAACAUAUCAUCGGCCGUGGUGAUCAAAUACAAGACAUCAAAGGAAAAGUUCAAAGUGGAACGGCUCCUAUAAUUCUGAUCACUGGUGGACCAGGAUUCGGAAAGACGACCGUAGCAAAGCGAGUGGCCUGUGAAUUAGCCAAACCCGAGAAUGAAAGAACUGUGUUGUUUUGUAGCUUAUCAUCAAAGACUACUUUCAACGAAACGACUAUGGAAAUGAUCAACUCAUGUCGUAAAGUGGUCAACACGCAGGUACCAGAGAAUCCGGGGCAGUGGCUCAAAGACUGGAGCAAACAAAUACAAGAGCAGGUCACUUUUGUUCUUGACAAUGCAGAUGGUGUCAUCGAGUCUGAAGAUCGAGAAUUGUUCCUCAAUUUAUUACGUGAUGUAAGAAUAUUUUCGCGACAAAAUGUCACAUUUGUGAUAACUACAAGAAGAACAUUUCAAAAUACCGACCUGAAACCAAAAGAAGUCAGGCUACGCGAGCUGUCAAACGAACAGGCCAGAAGUCUUCUAGUUGCUCAAGUUCACCUCCACGAACAAGCUUUCCAGCAGCAACUCUCUAAAGCAGAGCGCAUUGUAGAACUUUGUGGCUGUGUUCCUCUGGCCCUGUGCAUUGUUGGAUCUCUGCUUUCAGAUUACACCGAAGAAACCCUGAUUAAAAAACUGGAGAAAGAACCACUUGCUGUACUAGAAGACGAUGAAGGAUCUGUAGAAAAGGCUAUCAAGACCUCUUUUGAUCUAUUGACUGAAGCUGGAAAAGAAGCCCUCGUUCUAAUGUCAACUUUCCAGGGGUCUUUUGACUCAAGUGCUGCCGAGGCUGUAAUGAAAGCGUGCUCCGUUCCUGGAAUUCUGUCCAUCAAGAUUAUUCGCUCCUUGAAAAAGAGUUCGCUUAUCGAGCAACCAAGUUCCCAGAGGUAUCAAAUGCAUCCACUCAUUCACUUGUAUGCAAGGAAGAUUGGUCGAGCCAAGUAUGCCGAUCUUUUAGCUAAAGGAGAAAAACUGGCCUGUAUUUAUUACAUGGCUUGCCUUGCGAACAACGCUGAAUUGUACUGGAAAAGAGACAGUUGCAAGGAAUCCCUUUUUUCAUUUAACAAGGACAGAAACAAUUUCGAACAUUUUCUUCGUAUUUAUGCCCAAGGAAGGGAGAAAAAGGAUGCAGAAAUUAUGGAACGAACUCAAACUCUUUUGGAAAGUCUUCCGCAGAAGUGCAUGUAUUUGGAAAAGUGUCUUCAUCCAAAGAAUUAUGCUCAGUUUCUUGAACAGUUAAUGGACACAUUUGACUCAACUGUUAAGCCAAUACAUGUUGUAGAACUUUCGUGUCUUCUUGGAAAUGAAUAUAGGAAGAAAGACCAAAAGAAGUACAGCGAACUUAUGCAGAGAGCGAAAGAAAUUUAUCUCCUGAAUGCUGCAAAGUUUAAAGAAAAUCCGUUAUCAGAAGUUUACUUUCACAACAACUAUGCACGCUUCCUUUCCGAUAAAAAAGAUCCUAAAGAAAACCAAAGAAUUGAUCACGAGACUCAAUUAGCUCUAGAAGUCAGUACAAGUUUGGGUGAACUUCAUCCGGAAAGAGCAGCAACUCUUCUUUUUUCGGGAAUCAAUGCCAAGCGCCGCAAGGAGCGUGAUACAGCUAAAGAACAGCUAAGAAAGGCGUUAGAAGUCUUUCAACAGAGCCUUGGUGAACAUUUUAUGACAGCCGAAGCCCUGAAAGCCAUUGCGGACUCUCGGUUUUUUUUCCUUGGUGGAGAAACAAAAGAGGACGACGACUUAAAAUCUUGCCUCGAGUAUUAUAACGCAGCCAUAGAAAUGUUCGACGAUCUUGUCGAGGGUGGAAGCAAAGAAAGCAUCCUGACUUUAAAGAAUUGCGCAGCUUGUCACCAGAGAAAAGGAAACUUUGAUAAGGCAAUGGCUUUAUUCAGAAAGGCAGAACAAGUUGCCGAGAGAGAAUUAGAAGAGAAUCACGAAUGGAAGGUCGGAAUCAAGACUUUAUGGGCCAUCUUACAUGACGAGAUAGGAAACAAGGAUAAAGCGAAAGAAAUGAUGCGUGAAGGACUGUCGAUGGCCAAAAAACUAGACUUGCCAAUAGAAAAGAUGGGAAACAAAUACCAAAUACGAUCGUUUAUCAACCGUUAUCCAGAGGAUUUCCCUGAGACGGAAUUCCCAAGUAAGUACUGUAUCCAAGUUAGCAGUUAAUAGAAGGCCCCCCUCUAACUCAAACCUAGCCCAGGCCUACUCAAACCAAAACUGAUUUGCCGAAGAACUCCGCUAAAUAGUUAUUAUUAUUUUAUCCUCGAUAUCUCAAGCCUCUCAAUAACUCGAACCAGUUUUUGUUUUCCUUGCGGAUAUUUUAAAAUAACCUUGCCCUCGGUAACUCGAAACAACAACAAAAAAAAAAGAGCUUUACCGCUAUGUAGCGCGUUGAACUGAUUUGAAGCAGGCGUUUCCUCCUGCGUUGUAGUAAUUCCUGAUAUCUAUCGCGGUGUCUUCAACUUUCAGGAGGAGAAAAGAAGAAAGGAAAAAGAAGAUGAGAGGGAAAAAGGACAACAGCAGUUAA
Molecule: messenger RNA, 3238 nt
Organism: Pocillopora meandrina
Lineage: Eukaryota; Metazoa; Cnidaria; Anthozoa; Scleractinia; Pocilloporidae
Source: the annotation of a GenBank genome assembly